AAUCACGAAAAAAUUCGGAUUCCCAACCUCAUCGCCUCAAUGACGCAAAAAAUUGACCUCUCCCUGCCUCCAGCGGCCCCUGCAGCCUACAUCUCUAAGUACCAAAGAGAAUCUAACGAACUUCUAUCGGCACUCUAUACUUUGGUCCCACUCUCGGAAGAUGAACUGAAGGAAGUCGCAAUUACUUGCGAGAAUGAAUGUGGUCUGGGAGAAGAUCAGGCAGGAAACGUUGUCACCCCGGCACCCCAACCUCAUCAUGUUUCUCUCCCUCUGCGAGCGGUGUAUGAAAGCCAUAUGGAUAAGAUCUCUCACGGCGAAAGCGGAUACAACUCUUUUAAUUUCGUCGUUGUUGUUGAUCAGAACUGGAAAGAGAAUGGGGUUUUGCUGGUCACACUUUAUACACAAGAUGAUCCUCCAAGGAUUGACUCGUUCAUGUGUCCAGCUGCUGAGGUUGGGCUGCUCUUACAAAAUCUAUGGGUCGCAAACAUGGGUUGGGAGGAACUAAAAGAGAGCUACCAGAUUGGGGCCGGCCGGGCCACUGGUGAUAAUCAUAAUGAGGUUUACGGGUCUUAG
This is a messenger RNA of Periconia digitata, 573 nucleotides long. The record is from the annotation of a GenBank genome assembly. Lineage: Eukaryota; Fungi; Ascomycota; Dothideomycetes; Pleosporales; Periconiaceae.